AUGAAAAAAUUUACCGCAUCAUUUGCCAAAAUGCCAAUUCUUCCUCUUCUCUCCUUCUUCCUCUUUCUGACCUUUGCAAACUCUGAGUCUCACUCUUUGCUGUAUGAUGAAGAGCAUGCAGUCCUACUGAAGAUAAAGCAAUACCUGCAAAAUCCAUCAUUCCUCCGUCACUGGAUCCCAUCAAACUCUUCACAUUGCACUUGGCCAGAGAUCAGAUGCACUAAUGGCUCAGUCACUUCACUGACUCUGUUGAACACCAACAUCACUCAAACACUGCCACCUUUCCUAUGUGACCUCAAAAAUCUCACACGUCUAGAUUUUCAGUGGAAUUUCAUUCCUGGGGAGUUCCCAACAUCUCUUUACAAUUGCUCCAAGCUUGAGUACCUUGACCUCUCACAGAACGUCUUUGUUGGUAAGAUUCCUGAUGACAUUGAUCACUUGGCUAGCCUGCGCUUUCUCAGCCUUGGUGGAAACAACUUCUCUGGUGAUAUUCCAGCCAGCGUUGGAAGGUUGAAGGAGCUAAGAAGUCUUAAACUUCAUCAGUGUCUUUUCAAUGGUACUUUCCCUGCUGAAAUUGGCAAUUUGUCGAAUCUGGAGUUGUUGCACGUGUUCUCAAACCACAUGUUCCCUCCGACAAAGUUGCCAUUAAGCUUGACCCAGUUGAACAAAUUGAAGUCCUUCUAUAUGUAUGAAUCCAACUUGGUAGGGGAAAUCCCCCAAACCAUUGGACGCAUGGUGGCAUUGGAGGAAUUGGAUUUAUCAAAAAAUGGUUUAAGUGGACAAAUUCCCGAUGGUUUGUUCCUGCUGCAAAAUCUGAGCAUACUGUAUCUUUACCGGAACAGCCUUUCUGGGGAUAUACCUGGAGUGGUUGAAGCAUUCAACUUGACAGAACUUGAUCUUUCAGAAAAUAAUCUUAGUGGGAAAAUACCAGAUGAUUUGGGAAAGCUCAACAAGUUAACAUACUUGAGUUUGUAUAUGAACCAAUUGUCAGGGACGGUACCAGAAAGCAUUGGUCGUCUGCCAGCCCUGACUGAUUUUGUUGUUUUUCUCAACAAUUUUUCAGGUACUCUUCCACCAGAUUUCGGUCGGAUCUCAAACCUUGAAACGUUUCAGGUUGCAUCCAACAGUUUCACAGGAAGGUUGCCAGAGAACUUGUGCUUCUAUGGAAGGUUAGUUGGUUUAACUGCUUACGACAAUAACCUUAGUGGGGAGUUGCCAGAAUCUUUAGCAACUUGCAGUAGCCUACAAUAUCUGAGGGUUGAAAACAAUGAGCUUUCUGGCAACAUUCCUAGUGGUCUAUGGACAUCUUUGCAUUUGUCAACAUUUAUGAUAAAUGAAAACAAGUUCACUGGUCAGCUUCCCGAAAGAUUGCCUGGGAAUCUUUCAGUCUUGGCCAUUAGUUACAAUCAGUUUUCGGGUAGAAUUCCACUUGGAGUGUCUUCCUGGAAGAAUAUUGUUGUGUUCAAUGCCAGUAACAACCUCUUCAAUGGCAGUAUUCCACAGGAGCUAACAUCUCUUCCUCACCUAACAACGCUUCUGCUUGAUCAUAACCAGCUCACAGGACCACUUCCAUCAGAUAUAAUAUCAUGGAAGUCCCUAAUAACUCUAGAUUUAAGACACAAUCAACUCUCUGGAGAAAUCCCACCUGCAAUUGCUAAGUCGUCUACCCUUAUUAUUUUGGAUUUGUCAGAAAACAGAAUAUCAGGCCAAAUUCCACUUCAACUAGCUCAUAUGAGACUCACAAAUCUCAAUCUGUCCUCCAAUAAUUUGGCAGGAAGGAUUCCAAGUGAAUUUGAAAAUCUUGCGUACGCUAGCAGCUUUUUGAACAAUCCGGGUCUCUGUACUGAUACUGCAGUACUAAACCUUAUCUUGUGCGAUUCUAGGCCUCAAAGGACAAGCAUCGAUAGAAGAUCUGCAUCUCAUGCUAUAAUCAUAAGCCUGGUGGUAGCAGCAUCCUUACUGGCUUUGUUGUCAUCAUUUUUGAUGAUCAGAGUUUACAGGAAAAGAAAGCAAGAAUUGAAAAGGUCAUGGAAGCUCACUUCCUUUCAAAGGCUUAGUUUCACAAAAGCAAAUAUCGUGUCCUCAAUGUCAGAACACAAUAUUAUUGGCUGUGGUGGGUACGGUGCAGUAUAUCGUGUCGGUAUUGAUGAUUCAAACUUUGUUGCAGUGAAAAAGAUAUGGAGUAGGAGAAAGUUAGAGGAGAAACUUGUAAGUUCAUUUCUUGCAGAAGUUGAAAUACUGAGCAAUAUUCGUCAUAACAACAUUGUGAAGUUGCUAUGCUGCAUCUCGAAUGAGGAUUCUCUUCUACUUGUCUAUGAGUAUCUUGAAAACCAUAGCCUUGAUAGGUGGCUGCACAACAAAAGUAAGCAAGCAGCUGUGCCAGGUUUAGUCCUUGAUUGGCCAAAGAGAUUGCAUAUAGCCAUUGGAGCAGCACAAGGUUUGUGCUACAUGCAUCAUGACUGCUUACCACCUGUCGUUCAUCGCGAUGUGAAAACAAGUAACAUUCUGUUGGAUUCUAAAUUCAAUGCAAAAGUUGCUGAUUUUGGUCUGGCCAAGAUGUUGAUGAAGCCAGAAGAACUUGCUACAAUGUCAGCUGUGGCUGGCACAUUUGGCUAUAUUGCUCCAGAAUAUGCUCAAACAACAAGAGUCAAUGAGAAGAUAGAUGUGUAUAGCUUUGGAGUUGUCCUAUUGGAACUGACAACUGGAAAAGAAGCUAAUCAUGGGGAUGAAUACUCAUCUCUGGCCGAAUGGGCGUGGCGCCACAUUCAGGUAGGGACAGAUGUAGAAGAUAUUUUGGAUAAAGAAAUUAAGGAAGCUUGUUACAUGGAUGAAAUCUGCAACAUAUUCAAACUUGGGGUCAUGUGCACUGCAACACUGCCUGCUAGUAGACCUUCCAUGAAGGAAGUCCUGAAAAUAUUGCUCACAUGCAGCAAUCCAUUCACCAAUGGAGAGAAUAAUGUUGGUUUCUAUGAUUCUAUUCCACUUCUUAAGAACUCAAAAUGGGAAAAGCAGGUGGAAUAUUAUACUGAUGAUGAUUGA
Sphenostylis stenocarpa is the source of this 3039-nucleotide messenger RNA. The record is from the annotation of a GenBank genome assembly. Lineage: Eukaryota; Viridiplantae; Streptophyta; Magnoliopsida; Fabales; Fabaceae.